CGCCGCUCGCGGGGGCAGGAAGCGGAGGCGGCGCGGGGGGCUGGGAGCGCCGUUCCCUCCCUCAGGUGUGCGCGGGAGGCGGCGCGGACCUGUCUUCCCCUGAGAAGGCGGGCGAGAAGCCCUCUUCGCCCCGCUUCCUGCCGGCGGGAGGGGGAGAGCUUCCCCCCUCGGUGCCAGCACGCCUCCGGGGCUGCUCUGCCGGUGUGAGGGGAGCGGGGCCUCCGUGGCGCCUGGCAGGUUGUAGCUGUGGAGGUCUGGCCCUGGAGAUCCUGGCGAGCUCCUUCACUGUCCUCUUUCGACUCCCUCAGCCUCCGUGAGAGUUUCGCAGCCCGCAGGUAGGGAGCUCACUUCCGAAGGUCAGUGUAGACGGAGCUGCUUGGGGUCUUCUCUCAUUACUAAAGCCGUCUGAGAAACAACUUUCCUUUAAAAAAGAGCUGUUCCUGAAGCCUUAGGAACGCAGCCGUGGUGAGAGCGGGUCAUCCUAAACACGGUUGAGCUGAUGUGCUCUGGAAUUAGAUUAAUUUGAAGAGCCAGAAAAGAGGAAUCCUCCUCCAGACUGCGUUUCUAAGUGGGAGGGAAAAAAACUUAUCUGUGGCCAUGAUAGAUCCUUUAGAGAACAACUUGUUUGAUCUUCCUGAUUAUGAGAAUACAGAAGAUGAAAUGUUCCCACCUCUUCCACCUCCUGCCUCUCCAGGAAGAGAUGAUGUUGAAUGGGCUCAAGCUAAUGGAGAUGGAAACCAGCAGUCACAAACAAAGGAUUCUGCUGUAACUACACGGAAAGCAGUUAAAAGACCAAUGCCUAAACUAGAUGCCCAGAGGUUAGUUUCAGAAAGAGGACUUCCGGCACUAAGACACAUGUUUGAUAACGUAAAGUUCAAGGGUAAAGGGCAUGAGGCAGAGGACCUGAAGACACUCAUACGACAUAUGGAACACUGGGCUCAUAGACUAUUUCCAAAAUUGCAGUUUGAGGAUUUUAUUGACAGAGUAGAGUGUUUGGGAAACAAAAAGGAAGUUCAGACCUGCCUAAAGCGGAUUAGACUUGAUCUUCCUAUUUUACAUGAAGACUUCGCAAGUAAUGAAGAUGGUGGAGGGGAAAGCAAUGGACUGGAUACAGCCACUGAAGAUAUACGUUCUGGCUCUGGAAACGCAGAAGAACUCAAUUCUCUGUCUGGUACAACUCUCACGGAAGAGCAACAGCAGCGAAUCAAGAAGAACAGGCAGUUGGCCUUGGAACGUAGGCAAGCAAAGAUGCAGCGUAACAGCCAGUUGCAACACAACGAGCUCUCCACUAAUUACUUGGAAGAGGAGUUUAAUACCCCAGUUACUCAGGAUCCCACUGACCUUAUUGAAGACACUCAAAUUACCACAACCGAGGUUGCUGUUACAGAAGUUGAAGAUGGAGAUACAGAAUUGGAAUGUGCCAGUGAGGAGCAGUAACCCUUCCUUAUACUUGUGAACAACUUCCUUGACUGAAACACCCCAAGGUUUUCAGUACUGUCAUUCCAUUGAAAUGUUGCUGGCUUUUUGCACUCUGACUCUAGAAGCUUUGCAGAAGUCUUCCCCAUGACGUGGGUAUAGUGGGACAGAACUCUUCUCUUGAAACUGCAGAUGAGCAACUCUGUACACCAGAAAACUGAACAAAGUUCUUCAUCUGCAUUUGAGACAUCUUUUCCACCUCCUCCAACAUUCUUUAGGAAAUGUUAAUGAUUUUUUUACCUACUUUGAAUUUAGUUUACAGUUGAUGUCAAACUGAAUUAACUGGGAUAUUGACAGGUGAAAUUUCUAUUAACGUUGUGUUGGGUUUUUUUAAUAGAAGAUAUAUACAAUAGCAGGUGGUGCUAUGUCUGAACUGGUGUCCUGGAUUUUUUUUAAACUUGCUUAUAAAGUUCUUGUAAGCUUUUUCUUAUAAAACAGAAGCUAUUAAAUUUCA
Haliaeetus leucocephalus (bald eagle) is the source of this 1930-nucleotide messenger RNA. It is a transcript of the gene TIPIN, whose product is annotated as TIMELESS interacting protein. The coding region runs from base 598 to 1437 and encodes 279 amino acids. The transcript is spliced from 8 exons. Gene Ontology annotation, cellular component: replication fork protection complex; nucleus. NCBI's taxonomy places the organism in Eukaryota, Metazoa, Chordata, Aves, Accipitriformes, Accipitridae. Gene Ontology annotation, molecular function: DNA binding. The record is from RefSeq and is a predicted model, not a curated record. Gene Ontology annotation, biological process: replication fork processing; DNA replication checkpoint signaling; replication fork arrest.